Molecule: messenger RNA, 1094 nt
Organism: Saccoglossus kowalevskii
Lineage: Eukaryota; Metazoa; Hemichordata; Enteropneusta; Harrimaniidae
Product: mucin-22-like
Source: RefSeq, a predicted model, not a curated record
GAAUUAUAACAGAAAAAACAACAUCUGAUGUUGUGUCAUCAACAUUGCCACCAAUUUCCACCAAAGCAACAUUUGAAACAUUAGCUCAAACUGAAUCUACUCAGAACAUUAUUACAACAGAAGAAACGGCCACUGAAGGAAAUGAUUAUACCUUGGUUUUUGGGACUGAUCUAACUAAAACAUCUGAACGUGCAACAACUACAUUUGAAAGUUCUACUUCAACUGAUUUGCCUACAGGUACUUUCUCAACAGAAGAAACGGCCACUGAAGGAACUGAUUAUACCAUGGUUUCUGGGACGGAUCUUACUAAAACAUCUGAACGUGCAACAAGUACAUUUGAAAGUUCUACUUCAACUGAUUUGCCUACAGGUACUUUCUCAACAGAAACAUUUGAAACAACAGCUCAAACUCAAUCUAAUCAGAACAUUAUGACAACAGAAGAAACGGCCACUGAAGGAACUGAUUAUACCUUGGUUUCUGGGACUGAUCUAACUAAAACACCUGAACGUGCAACAACUACAUUUGAAAGUUCUACUUCAACUGAUUUGCCUACAGGUACUUUCUCAACAGAAGAAACGGCCACUGAAGGAACUGGUUAUACCUUGGUUUCUGGGACUGAUCUAACUAAAACAUCUGAACAUGCAACAACUACAUUUGAAGGUUCUACUUCAACUGAUUUGCCUACAGGUACUUUCUCGACAGAAGAAACGGCCACUGAAGGAACUGGUUAUACCUUGGUUUCUGGGACUGAUCUAACUAAAACAUCUGAACGUGCAACAACUACAUUUGAAAGUUCUACUUCAACUGAUUUGCCUACAGGUACUUUCUCAACAGGAUUUAUAACAGAAACAACAACUUAUGAUGUUGUGUCAUCAACAUUACCACCAAUUUCCACCCGAGAAACAUUUGAAACAACAGCUCAAACUGAAUCUACUCAGAACAUUAUUACAACAGAAGAAACGGCCACUGAAGAAACUGAUUAUACCUUGGUUUCUGGUACUGAUCUAACUAAAACAUCUGAACGUGCAACAACUACAUUUGAAAGUUCUACUUCAACUGAUUUGCCUACAGGUACUUUCUCAACGGGUAAAUAG